GACAUCACUGGUUAAUAAUUGUUUGGGUUGAGUUUCGAAAUCAACUACUGAUUUCAAAGAUUUAAUGGUAACCAGAGUGCAAUAAUAGUUAUUGGAUGCUGGGUUGAUGGGAUCUGAAAUCUAAAACUUAUGUCGAUUGUUUGCUGCUUGGAAUUGAUUAAGAACAUUUGAACGGACUGAUAUGAGGAGAAAUUCUGAACUUCCAUUAUUGAGUUCUUAUGAGUUCAAAAUCGAAUUAAAGCUUUACGUUUUUUUUCUUUCUAUUUUUUGAGUUCAGUCGCCCUUUUAGUGUGUAACACGCGAGUGCCAGCCAAACGACCCCUAAUAGUUUAGUUAAUGGAAUCUUGACUUUUAAAAAAAAAUUAAAAGACUUUCUUUUUCCUGUUCAUCACAAAUAAGUAAAGUUGAGUCAUUGUUGUUUACUCACAUUCUUUACUCCUCAGUCCAGAAAACCAUCGUUUUGCUCCCAAAUUCUCUUAUUCUGAGUUGACAUGUCUACCAGACGCCAUCAAUCUGAUGAAGAUCCUCCGGUUAUCAAACUUAAGGUUAUGAUUGACAAGACUAGAAACCGAGUAAUCUUUGCAGAGUCGGACCAUGAGUUCAUUGAAACACUAUUUUCAUUCUUAACAGUCCCUUUAGGCGCAGUCCUAAGACUUCUUGAUAAAGAUAUGGUUCAACUGGGGUCCAUUAGCCGCAUCUACGCCAGUGUUUAUUCUCUUGAGCCUAGGUUCUUGCGUACAAGCUAUUGCAAAUCCAUGUUGAUCAUGCCCCGAAACGCAUCAGAAGUUCAAUGUGAAAAGUUGAAGCUCAAUGUUGAUCAUUCAGAGAUUGCAGGGAAGUUGUUUGCAUGUUCUUCAUACUCUUGUGAUGACUUUUAUAGUCUCUUUGAGAAUGCACAUUGCCGUUGUGGUUCUCCAAUGAGAUCACCAAGAAGUGUUAACAUGAAGGGAGAGGAUACAAGUUCUGGGGGAGAAGGUGGGGAUGGAGUUUUUCUGAAGAGUGGUGCAGCGAGCUUUAUGAUCACUGAUGAUUUACAGAUAAUGCCAGCCUCAACUGCUAGCUUAACUGCUUUGUUUGAAAAGCUUGGUGUCAGUGACAAGAACGAAAUCGAGGCAAAGACCGUAGAAGUUGGCACUAAAGAGGUGCUUCAACUGCUGAAAGUUUCAUUGCUCUCCAAGACACCUUUGACAAAUAUGGUAUUGAAUAGCCAGGGGAAUUGGGUGAAAGAUACAUCAAAGUUUGAAGAUUCCCUAACUGCCAAGUUAGACAAGAAGGCCGUGUCUCAAAACUCAAAUAGUGUGAGCCUGAAGCUUAUAGUAAGCAAAAGUAAGCAAAAAGUUCUGUAUGCGGAAGCUGGGGUCAAGCUUGUAGACUUCCUUUUCAGUUUCCUUGCCUUCCCUUUAGGGGCUGUGGUAAAGCUUCUAGGUGGCAACUCAAGACUUGGGUGCAUCGAUAAUUUGUACAAGGGUGCUGAAAAUUUGAGUUCAGAAAACUAUAUGAAAUCAGAAGAGUGCAAAACUAGGCUACUCUCUCCGAAAUUGUUCCCAUACUCUGGUUUUGACAGUCAUAUUCUUCGGGUGGAAGAGGAAUGCCCAAAAUACAGAUAUGAUCGCUAUGGAGGUUUAGAAUUAGUAAGGAACGCUAAAAAAAUCGAGGAAUCAUCGAUAGAAUAUGAGGAAAAAGCAAGCAAUUUAGCUGUCACUUUGGAAUCAAUAGAGUCUGAGGAAGAAGCUAGACGUUUGGCGAUCAUUUUGGACCCGAAAUCUCCAUCAGGAGAAACUAUAAAGGGUGAAGGAUACUUGAAAGGACCUGCAACAUUUAUGAUAUUGGAUAAUCUUCUAGUGACUCAGUUUUCCUCUACCUCAAUCAUAACUCUUCUUAAUCAAAUGAAGGUGUCAACCAGUGACUUGGAGGAGCGCACUGUAUUCAUUGGAGAGUAUGAGGCCUUGAAUUUGCUGAAAGCUUCUUUAAUCUCAAAAACAGUUCUAAAUGAUGUUUUCAACAGAAGAGAACCCUAUCCCAAGGUUAUGCUUAAAGUGUGAACUUAUAAACGCGAAGGAGACGCGAUCAUCAUGGUGUGUGUAUUUGCUUAUAUUGAGAUUUGGUCUAAGAGAUGUUAUUGCCAUAUAGACUAUUGUGUGAUUAUAUCACAUCUACUGUUGAUUGUAUAUGUAAUAUGUACAUACUAGCCACCACAUUGCUUGAACCCGAGUGAGUAGGCUGUGGAUGAAAUUGGCUAUGCCAACAAAUCUUGUCUUCUUAUCUAGUGGCAAAUGUCAACUAAUUGUGGCUGUUACAGUGUUGCAUCUUAUUACUACUUUUUUUGGUUCCAAAACA
Nicotiana tabacum (common tobacco) is the source of this 2337-nucleotide messenger RNA. RefSeq lists its product as uncharacterized. Lineage: Eukaryota; Viridiplantae; Streptophyta; Magnoliopsida; Solanales; Solanaceae. The record is from RefSeq and is a predicted model, not a curated record.